CCUCUAUACUAUAUUUUAAUUGUUGAAUAAUUUCGUCACUUUCCUCUACUUCAAUUUCAAUCUUAUUUCCAUCUUUUAUCUUUGUAUACCGUCUGUAGUCAUUUGUCAAACACAUGAAUUAACAUAACCGCCUGUGGAUGAGAUCAUGUUCGAGUAUGCUAAACAGUGACGUCAUUACAACCUCCCCUCCGGUCCUUGAUGUCGGCCAAAACGGAAGAUCAUGCCUAAAUAACAUAAUCUACCAUAAACGUUUAUGUUGGUUUAUGCCGCGAAAAAUACCUUACUGUGUUAUUGUUAUGGACAUUAAUGACAGUUGACAGUAUGGUUCCUCUGUUGACAUCCAGUGAUAUGAUAUGACCUUCCACAACCUGUGACGCGCACUAAUCACGGGUAUUAAGAGUAUAGUCAUAGACGGUAUUAUGGAGGUAAAAUACUUUCUGAGAGAUAUGAUACGUCUUAGUUCACGUUAGUCGUCACUUCAUACCUUUAAAACAAUUUGACUAUUAUAGAUUGUCUUUAUGUAAAUAAAGAAUAAGAACAUAAUAAUAUUAUAAUUACUAAUAUUAGCCUUUGGAAAUGUUGAUAACAGUCCUUUCAUCUAAUCUGUAAAGAAUUAACCCAACGAUUCACAGAAAUAAAAAAAAUAUGUGAUUACUUUCUAAAACAAUUGUGGAUAUUUUGGUACAAAAAUAUAUUUACAUAUUUAUCUUUUUCUUCAUGUACAAUAUUACAUUUGAGAUAUAAGUUCAAAGAGGUUAAAAACCUGAUAUAGUCCAUACAAUUUAAACAAUACUAAAAAUAAUUUUGGUUCUUCAUUUGAGUGAUUUCGAAAAGGAAUUUUGUAGCCCUACUUGAUAUAUCUAGAAAAUGAAAAAUACAAUAUUUUUCAUAUUUUGGUUUCUCGCUUGCGGUCUCUUGAACUCGGUCUCUUCUGAGUGCAAUAACUGGCAAACUUGCAAUGAAUGUAUAAAAUUACCAAAUUGUGCAUGGUGUAGCAAACAAGAUUUUGUAGGCUUUAGAUGCUUUAAUAGUUCAUCGAUCCUCAACACUAAAUGUCCCGAAGAAUAUAUUUUCAAUCCUGAUAAUAUGGUUGUUUUUGAAGGUAGAGAUAUUGUAAAAGAUUUUAAUGAGUCUGGCGUCAAAUCUGCUCCACAUGUAAUACCGCCUAGAUUCAAAGUAAAACUAAGACAAGGCAGUUCCUACGAAUUGACAAUGACACCCAAACAACCAGUUGAUAUAUAUUAUCUGAUAGAUGCUACAUCUAUGGGUAUCGAAAACAGAAAUAAAAUUAUUUAUCUGAGCGAACAACUGACAGAAUACAUACCAAAGAUAUCUGGAAAUUUAAAGAUCGGAUUUGGCAGUUUUGUGGACAAAGUUGCUGCUCCUUUUGUGGAUACAAGUCCUAAAAAACUUCUUCACCCAUGUGACGAAUGUUCCGCCCCAUAUGGGUUUCAUCAUCACUUAAAUAUGACUGAUGACAUGCAUAUUUUUAUGAAUUAUGUUAGAAGAUUUCAAAAAUCUGGAAGUUUAAGUCCUUUAAAUGGAGGACUGGAUGCUCUCAUGCAAACUCUGGCGUGUUUUAGUCCAAUUGGAUGGAGAAGAAAUUCUUUAAAAUAUGUAAUUUUUGUUACUGAUAGUGCUCCUCAUCAAGAAGGUGAUGGAAAGCAGGCUAACAUUACCCAACUAAAUGAUCAAAAUUGUCAUUUGGAUAACGAGUUUUACACACAAUCGUCACUUAUAGACUAUCCAUCCACAUUUCAAAUAAAUGAAACAGCAAAAGAAAACAACAUUAACAUAAUAUUUGCUGUUACUAAAAGUGAACUACAAACUUAUAAGAAUAUUUCACAGGCUAUUGAAGGAUCCGCCGUUAUAGAACUUAAUACAGAAUCUAUUGAUCAUGUGUCAUCGUUAGUUCAAGAUGGAAUAGCAACUCAAACCUUAAUUAAUAUGAAACAUAAUUCUUCAGAAGAAAUCGUAUCAAUAAAAUUAGAGAAAAGUGAAUAUGACGAGAAGUAUAAUUUAAGUACCUACAAACUUAAACUAGAAGCCAAAAUAUGUAAUCCAAAUACAACAGAGACUUCCGAAAUCAUCCAAUUUUACCCAGAUAGUGAAGUAGAUGCGUUAAUAGUUGAGAUGCAUGUAAUUUGCAGUUGUGAUUGCCAUCAUACUCCACAAAAACAAUCUCCUUAUUGUUCAAACAGUGGGACUUUAGAAUGUGGCAUUUGCUAUUGUAACGAAAAUUAUUUCGGGCAGCAUUGUGAAUGUGCUAAUCAUCAAGAAGAAUCUGAAUGCAUAUUUCUUAAUAAUACUGAAGUCUGUAGUGGACGUGGAUCGUGUAUUUGUGGAUCUUGCACUUGUGAGAUGAGAGAAAAUCCAGAAGAAGUAAUAUAUGGAAAGUAUUGUGAAUCUGAUAAUUAUUCGUGUGAACAUAAUGGUGGAAAAAUAUGUUCUGGGCAUGGAACGUGCGUUUCAGGUAUAUGUUUAUGUCAAUUCGGGUUUACAGGUACCAGUUGUUCUUGUCCCAAAGGAGAUCAAAGUUGUGACAAUGCGAAAACCAGAUAGAUCAAGGCAAAAAAAUAAACACAAAUGAAUAGAGGAUACCUACU
Molecule: messenger RNA, 2606 nt
Organism: Psylliodes chrysocephalus
Lineage: Eukaryota; Metazoa; Arthropoda; Insecta; Coleoptera; Chrysomelidae
Source: the annotation of a GenBank genome assembly